UGUAAGACGCGAGUGGUAAAUAUUGAUGAAGUGGAUGGAUGUCCAAUAGGUUUAGGAAUUCCUCGCUCGAACUGCUCUGCGAACAAUUGGAUUAAAUAAAAGAUCUUAUGCUGAUCGAGAUAACUUCAUAAUAGUGUAUAUUUGAUGUUGUUCUUACACAAAAGGAUCUAUUCUGUAAGAGAUGGCUAUUAAUACGGACGCCCCUCACGCGACAGAUGCCCUGGGCGAGAGAGCCGCGCUGCAGUCCAACGAUUUUGGAGAUACUCAGAAACUUCUUGACAUCUCAGACAAAGAGCUGAAAAGAGAACUAAACCACUCACCUUCUGAUACACACCUCGUGAAGUGUCUUGAAGUGGAACAGAAUGAACAGACUGUGGUAAACGUUACCUCGGAGCCCCACUCUCCGUCGCGGGUCAGUUUCAGCCGCGUGUCAUCGCCCACGCCCGGAGAACAAGAGCCGUGUAGCUUCAUGUGGGUGGCCGUGAUCUCCUGCUUCUGCCCGGCCGUUCCAAUAAACCUGUUCGCGCUUUAUUUCGCACAUAUGGCUCGAUCAAUGAUACAAGUGAAAGAUUAUGAUGGAGCCAGAAGACUUGGGCGACUAGCUUUGUUGCUUAGCAUCGUUUCCAUUGUUGUGGGUUUGGCUAUAGUCCUUUAUCUGUUGAUGACAGAAUAUAAUUGGAAAUCCUAGAAAAUUGUGAGCAUUGAUGUAAAUGGGUAUUGGAGCUGAAACCAAAGAAGAAGGACGAUGAAUAUCAUGUGCAAACCUACAAAAACAAAAGAACAAACAAAGCUAGAACAUCAAUAUAUAUUGUAUACAGUGUUAAAUUUGUUUCCUUUUUUUUCUUAAUUUAAAAUGAUUUCUAACCCAUCUCGAAGGCAUUCAGCCACCUCUCUUGGUGUCUUGGCGAUUUAAGGCUUUUAUCCAACAAUGCAUUAGCACCAAACUAAUUUUGCACUAAAUCUUAAAUUACAUUUUUGUCUUUUUAAAAUGAUGGUCCACAUGAAAUAUUACAAUCAGGUAUUCAUAUUGCUGAAUUCCAUACAUCUGAACUCUUUGUGAUUCCUAUGCAAAGUGAAAUCUAUCAGUUUUAGUUCUUUUUUAUCUAUAGUGCAAGUGCAUUAUAUUAUGCUAAGGUAUUGCAUGUUGCAAUAACAAGAAUGUGACUUCUGUUCUGAGAACGAGAAUUUGUUGUUAUUUCUUUCUCUUACUGCUUUUUGAACUUUUCAAGACAGUGUUUUCUGGUGCUGUGAAGCUGGUGCAUACAAAAAUUGCCAUCUUUUUUGUUUUGUUUUGUUUUAUUAUAACGUACAUUGCAUUUUGUGUAAACUGUUAUAGCUUAAAAGGUUAAUUUAACCCCAACAUGACAAUUCUGUCAUUGUGGACUCACCAUUUUGUCAUUCCAAACUUGUAUGACUUUCUUUCUUCUGAACACAAAAGAAGAUUUUUUGAAAAACGUCUCUUUUUGUCCAUAGCAUGAAAGUCAAAUGGGUUCAGAUAUCUUCUUUUGUGUCCCAUAGAAGAACAAAAAAUGACAUAGGUUUGAAAUGGCAUGAGGGUGAGUAAAUGAUGACAGAAUUGAUAUUUUUGGGGGUAAAAUACUUAGCUUGUACAUUUCGUUUUAGAAAAGUAUUUUUAUUCCUUUUCAUUUGAUUCAUAGCCUUCUGGAAGUGCGAGUAGGAUCAUAAAGAAGCAAGGUGGUGCAAGAUGCAAGGAAUGCAGUGGGAGAUGGGCUGCACCAAUAUGGUAUUAAAUACGUGUAUUUAAUUCGUAAGAGAUGAACAAGGGCUGUAUUCAACCAAAAGCACAUGCAUGUUGCUAA
Labeo rohita (rohu) is the source of this 1820-nucleotide messenger RNA. RefSeq names its product trafficking regulator of GLUT4 (SLC2A4) 1b (gene trarg1b). Lineage: Eukaryota; Metazoa; Chordata; Actinopteri; Cypriniformes; Cyprinidae. The transcript is spliced from 3 exons. The record is from RefSeq and is a predicted model, not a curated record. Gene Ontology annotation, cellular component: membrane. The coding region runs from base 182 to 688 and encodes 168 amino acids.